Messenger RNA from Macadamia integrifolia, 1192 nucleotides. Its product is annotated as heavy metal-associated isoprenylated plant protein 23-like. Lineage: Eukaryota; Viridiplantae; Streptophyta; Magnoliopsida; Proteales; Proteaceae. The transcript is spliced from 2 exons. The record is from RefSeq and is a predicted model, not a curated record. Gene Ontology annotation, molecular function: metal ion binding. Bases 469 to 924 code for a protein of 151 amino acids.
AAAGCACCCUAGAGCAAGUAAUAAGGUGGAGGGAGGGUACAGCCUUAGAAGAAAGAAGCCUUUCUGUUUCCAGGCAAGGAAGGAAUUUACAGCUGUGGGAAGGAAGCUUCCUGCAAUUUCUUGGGUCACUAACCACUUCUGUUUUUGUAUAAAUUCAGCCUUUGUUUCUUUGUUCUGUCAUCUAUUCUCUUCUCCUCUUCACAUUAUUGAUUUCCUGUGACUAGUGAGAGUCUACCUCUCAGACCAACCCACCAAGAUCAGGAGCAGUAGCUGUCUUUCUUUUCUGCAGUCUUUGUGAGACCAUUUGUCCUGGCAUUGUUUUUUUCCCACCAAACUCCAUCAAAUCGGGGCCCCUCUGGAAGCUUUUUCCCCGAGUAUUCAAUCUGUGAUCAGUUCUGUGUCUCUGUCAUCUCCUUGCAAAGUUCAUCUUAGACCCAUCUUCUCCAAGAGAUCAGGAGUAAAUACAACAUGGGAGUUGGAGAUACUAUGGAUUAUUUCUCCGGCUUAUUGAGCAGUGGUCAUAAACAGAAGAAGAGGAAGCAGAUGCAGACUGUGGAGCUCAAAGUGAGAAUGGAUUGUGAGGGCUGUGAGCUUAAAGUCAAGAAAGCCCUUUCCUCUUUGAAAGGUGUUAAGUCUGUGGAUAUAAACUUGAAGCAACAUAAGGUUACUGUAACUGGGUAUGUUGAGCCAAACAAGGUUUUGAAGAAAGCACAGUCAACAGGGAAAAAGGCAGAGUUUUGGCCUUAUGUUCCUUACAGUCUUGUGGCUCAUCCUUACACGGCACAAGUUUAUGACAAGAAGGCACCUCCUGGCUAUGUCAGAAAUGUGGAGACCACAGGCACCAUCAGCUCCUUUAACAGACAGGAAGAGCAAUACACAACCAUGUUCAGUGAUGAAAAUCCAAAUGCUUGCUCCAUCAUGUAGACCCAGGAGAGUUCUUUUCCCCUGCACUUCACAUCACCCAGCUCUGUAAAAAACAUACCAUUUACUUCAUUUCUAUUCCCUUUUUUGUGAAGAUAUUAACACUAUAAAAUCGGGGUUUUGGGUUUAUUGGAAUUUUGCUACUGAGUGGUGGUUGACUGUUGAGAUGGAUGAAAUAUUAUCUGUAUUAUACAGAAAAUCAGAAAUGGUGUGGAUUGUUAUGAGUCCUUUAUGACUGGAAUCUGGAAUGCAAUUGGGUACAUUGUCUUCA